Solanum verrucosum is the source of this 2454-nucleotide messenger RNA. Its product is annotated as protein REPRESSOR OF SILENCING 3. The record is from RefSeq and is a predicted model, not a curated record. NCBI's taxonomy places the organism in Eukaryota, Viridiplantae, Streptophyta, Magnoliopsida, Solanales, Solanaceae. Gene Ontology annotation, molecular function: RNA binding. Bases 45 to 2213 code for a protein of 722 amino acids. Gene Ontology annotation, cellular component: nucleus. The transcript is spliced from 4 exons.
AAAGCGCAUUAGGUUUCAGACCAAGGAGCUUGAUUGCGUUGGACAUGGAGGCACCGGCAGAGAUGGCGACUGGCAAAGGAGGCAAUGAAUCAACGAAGAAAACCGUAAGGAUAUAUGUUGGUGGUUUAGGCGAAAGUGUGACGGCUGAGGAUUUGACGAAGACAUUCUCAACACCACAACUCGGAAAAGUGGAAUCUAUGGACAUCGUUCGAACCAAAGGCCGCAGCUUUGCUUACUUGGAUUUACUUCCUUCUUCCGACAAAUCUCUACCCAAACUUUUCAGCACGUAUAAUGGAUGCAUGUGGAAAGGUGGGAGGCUUAGAAUAGAGAAGGCAAAGGAACACUUUUUUCUUCGUUUGAAACAUGAGUGGGAAGAAGAUGCUACACUUGCCACUACUUUGACCCAUCUUCCUGUUACUGAAGCUGAAAGGACGGACUCCCUGAAAAUUCAGAAGAAAGGCUCCAAAUUGGAUGAAGCUCAGAUUCGGAUUUACUUCCCAAAGUUAGGAAAGAUAAAACCAGUGUCUCUUAGAGGAACUGGCAAGCAUAAAUACAGUUUUCAGCGAGUGGAAGUUCCUUCUUUACCUAUCCAUUUUUGUGAUUGUGAAGAGCACUCUGGUACUACUUAUACAGACAAGCAAAAAUCACUUUGUAAUUAUGACUCAAAGGAUGGUGGAAUGGAUGAGAAAGAGCUGAACAUUAUGAAUUCAGUGUUGAACAGAAUUUUUGAGAGGGAGAGCUACUCUGAGAAAACCCCUAGGGGUUUUAAAUUAUCUAAGGAAGUUCAAAGCUCAAAUGGUACAGUUGAUCAUUUGCAGAAGGACAAGAAUCUAGUCAACCAAGAAAUGGGAGAUGAUGAUAACCUCAUUCUCAAUGUGGUGGCUGGUGCAAAUGAUAGAAUGACUAUGGUUAAAGAUCCAAUCCAGGAAGCAAUGACAGCUAUUCAGGCUAAUGAAGAUUUUGUUGACCAAGAAAUGGAUGAUGAUGAUGACAACCUUAUUAUCAAUGUAGUGACCGGUGCAAAGGAUAGAAACACUAUGUUCAAAGAUCCAACCCUGGAAGCAAUUGCAGCUAUUCAGAAUUCGCUAUCCAAGGAAUCACGACUUGCUACAGAUAAACAAAAGCAAGGAAAGACGAUGCCCUCAAACAGAAAGCGUAAAGCACCUUCAGAGGUUAAAGAUGGUGAGGCACAUACUUUGCUGUCUAAAGCUGAAGCAAAGCAGAGUUUGGAAGUCACACGAGAUAGCCAACUAUUAAAUAGAAGUGCCAAAUUGCCAAAGAAGUCUCCAUGGAAAGAUCUCGUUAGUGGUAGUGAUGGUGCUACAUUCAGUGUAUUGGAUAUUUUGCCGAGUGCUAUUCCUGGUAAAGAGAUUCAGUCUGGCUCUGAUGGUGUUAGUGAGUUCUCCUCUGACGAAAAAGAUGAAGUAACAAAUGAUGAGAAAGUAUCAGAUCACCUUGAAGAGCUGGAUAAAGUUGAAUCUGAAGAUGAAGUAUCAAACGAUGAGGAAGUAUCAGAUCAGCACGAAGAGCUGGAUAAAGUUGAAUUUGAAGAUGAAGUAUCAAAUGAUGAGAAAGUAUUAGAUCAGCAUGAAGAGCUGGAUAAAGUUGAAUCUGAAGAUGAAGUAUCAAAUGAUGAGAAAGUAUCAGAUCAGCAUGAAGAGCUGGAUAAAGUUGAAUAUGAAGAGAAAUUAUCAGAUCAGCAUGAGGAGCUGGAUAAAAUUGCCACUGACAAUUUAGAUGCCCCUGUAGAUAUUUAUGUCAGAGGUGCUGCAUGGCGACAAAAAUCUUCAUGGACAGAAUUGGUUCGUGAUACCACCAGAAGUUCUUUCAGCAUUUCACAAAUUUUGCCUGGUCUAAGUCUUCCAAAACCAGAGUUGCCAGUGAUGGGAGAGACCGGAAAAGCACAAAAAUCUAACAGCACGGAUAAAAGUGAUUCCCAAGAUGUUUCUGUAGAGGAGCAGAAUAAUGUUCAUUUCAGUAAAGAGCUUCCAGUGCUGGACGACUAUCAGCAGAAAGAAACAAUGAAGAAUGAAGCCAGUGCUCCAACUCCCGAAAAGGAACACGUAUCUGCAUCAAAACAAGCACUUGUAGUAGAUACCAACUACAACGACACUUGUUCUUUCAUGAAGAGUGCUGCUUCAAUGAAGGAGUGGACGAAAACAAAAGCAGCACUAAGUGGGUCAUUCAAGAAGAAGACUAAUGAGAAAAAAUAGUGGAUACUUCAGAAUAGCUUCAUGUAAGAUAUGACGGCUUCAAGUUACAUGGAUGAUGCAAUUCCCUUUUCAUUUAGGUGCAUAAUUCUUAUUUCAGAAUCAGUUGUGCCAUUCUUGAAUCUGUAGUUUUCCAUUUGAAGUUUAUACAUGGACAUCCUUAUGUUUGUAGCCCUGUGUUGUAAGGUGGUAGGCUUACUUGCAAAGUUGUAACUGAACAUGCUUUGAAUUUGAAAACCAGAAA